Messenger RNA from Danio rerio (zebrafish), 7336 nucleotides. Lineage: Eukaryota; Metazoa; Chordata; Actinopteri; Cypriniformes; Danionidae. The record is from RefSeq and is a predicted model, not a curated record.
AUGCAGGGCUGGGAGAUUAAUCAAAGGGUUCAAUAUGAAAAAUCAGACUCAGAUUUAAAGUAUAGUCGCUCGCGCAAGAGUUUCAAAGAAAAACUCCUUGGGAUUUUUAAGGUCCUUGAGAACAAAAUAAUUGUGUUCCUGAAGACUGAGCUGGAAAAGUUUAAGAUAAUAAUACAAAAAGGAAACACGCAAUACUUUGUGCAGGACUUUACAGAGGAGAUGGAGAAAAUCAAAGAAGCAGCUCUUGACAUCACACUCUAUUUCUUGAAAGAUAUGAAAGAAGAUGAAGUUGCUAAUGCUCUGCAAGAUGAACUGGUCCUCAUUUAUCAGAGAAAGCUCAAAUUCAACCUGAAGAAGAAGCAUCAGUCUGUAUCUGAAGGAAUUGCAAAGCAAGGUUCUUCCAAGCUUUUGAAUGACGUCUACACGGAUCUCUAUAUGACUCAGUGUGCCAGCAAACAAGUCAAUACUGAACACGAGGUCAGGCAGAUUCAGGCUGCUGCUCGGCGCAAUGAAACACAAGAGAGACCGAUUGAGUGCAAAGAUAUGUUUGAAGCGUCUGAUCAAGAAAAGCAGAUCCGAACUGUACUGACAAAAGGAGUUGCUGGCAUCGGGAAGUCAGUCUCUGUGCAAAAGUUUAUUAUAGACUGGUCUGAAGGAAAUGAAAAUCAAGAUAUCAGCUUCAUAUUUCUUCUUGCAUUUCGAGAAAUGAACGUAAAGGAAAAAGAUAAACAAAGCUUAAUGAGUCUUAUAUGUCAGUUUUUCCCAGAGGUAAAAGGACUGAAUCUCACAAGAAGUGACAAAUUUAAAAUCUUGUUCAUCCUUGAUGGAUUGGAUGAAUGUCGUCUUCCUCUGAACUUUGAUGGAAAUGAGACGUGGCGUGAUGUUUCAUCACCAGCCUCUCUGGAUGUACUUCUGACGAACCUCAUCAAAGGAAAUCUGCUUCCUUCUGCUCUCAUCUGGAUCACCAGCAGACCAGCAGCUGCCAUUAGGAUCCCCCCUGAAUUUGUUGACCGAGUGACAGAAAUACAAGGAUUUAACGACGCACAAAAGAAGGAGAAUUACUUCAGAAAACGAUUCACAGAUGAGAAUUUAGCCAAUGAAAUCAUUGCUCAUGUUAAACAAUCAAAGAGUCUCUUCAUCAUGUGCUACAUCCCAGUCUUCUGCUGGAUUUCAGCCACUGUUCUCCAGAACAUUUUACAGGAGAAGAGAAAUAAUGAAAACAAUCAGGCUGAUGACGCUUCCAAAACACUGCAGGAAUCAAACCCUGAAGACACUCCCAAGACUCUGACACAGAUGUACACACACUUUCUGCGCUUUCAGAUUCUGCAGAGCAGACGAAAGUAUGGAGGAAAAUACACACCAGAUGUUUCCUGGAAUACAGAAGCCAUGCUAUCACUGGGGAAACUGGCAUUUCAUCAUCUGGAGAAAAACAAACUGCUCUUCUAUGAAAAGGACCUGGAAGAUUGUGGUAUUGACGUCUCUGAAGCAUCGGUGUUCUCCGGCAUGUGUACCCAGAUCUUUAAGGAAAAAACUGGAAUCAUUCUUGGAACAACAUUUUGCUUUGUUCAUUUGAGCAUUCAAGAGUUUAUCGCAGCUCUUUAUGCACAACUGUUUCUAGACAACAAGAAGAAAAAUGUGUUCAUGGAUGAGUCUCCAGAGCUGGAAAACAGAAAUGAGUCCAUGAUUGAUUUGCUGAAGACUGCAGUGGACAAGGCACUUGAGAGUGACACUGGACACCUGGACCUUUUCGUUCGCUUCCUUCUUGGGAUGUCGCUCAAAUAUAAUCGACCACUCUUUCAAGGUCUGUUGAAAGAAGAAAACAAUGACCAGAGCACAGAAAUAGUCCAAUACAUCAAGGAGAAAUUAGAAGACAAGUUAUCCCCAGAGAGAUCCAUCAAUCUGUUCUACUGUCUGAAUGAACUGAACGACCAAACUCUGGUGAAAGAGAUUCAGACACAAUUAAGCCAAGGAAGUCUCUCCUCUAAUGAUCUUUCACCUGCUCAGUGGUCCGCUGUGGCCUUUGUGUUGUUGACUUCAGAUGAGGAGAUGGAGGAGUUUGAGCUUCAGAAAUUCAAGAAAUCAGACGAGUGUCUCUUUAGACUGCUGGAAGUGGUCAAAAACUCCAAAAGAGCCUUGUUAAAUGCUUGUGAGUUAACAAACGAAAGCUGUUGUAGUAUGUCUAAUGCCCUCUCGUCAGAAAACAAUCUGAUAGAGCUGAACAUGAGCAACAACGAUCUGCAGGAUUCAGGAGUGCAGCAGCUCUGCUCUGGACUGAAGAGUACAAUGUGUAAAUUGGAGAUAUUGGGGCUCAGUAAAUGUGGUAUAACAGAGAAAACCUGUUCAGCUCUUGCUUCAGCUCUUAGUUCAGACUCCAGUAGUCUGAAGGAUCUUGAUCUGAGCAAUAAUAAUCUGCAGGGUUCAGGAGUAAAGCUGCUCUCUGAUAACCUGAAGGACAACUGUAAACUGGAGAAACUCAAUCUUUUAGACUGCGGUAUCAGUGAAGAAGGUUAUGAAGCUCUGGCCACAGCCCUGGAAUCAAAGCUUUCACACCUAACAGAGCUGGAUCUCAGAGGAAAUGAUCCUGGUGAAUCAGGAGUAAAGAAGCUCCUUGACAGUCUACAAAAUCUAAAUCGUGAUCUCCAGUUGAGAUUUUUGCAUCCUGAUGCAGAGAAAGCCUUCUCAGAUUUGACUCAUAUUCUCAAUGAAAACCUGUUACUUUUGAGAAAGCUGAAUCUGAGUGAACAUUACCUAGUCGCUAAACUGAAGGAACUUGCUCCUCUUCUGGCAGAUAAACACUGUAAAAUAAACACACUGACUCUGAAGAGCAGCAGAAUUACAGAAGACGACUGUUGUGUUCUGAUAUCAGCCUUGAAUUCAAACCCUUCAAAUCUGAAAGACCUGGAUUUGAGUAAAACUAACCUCGGAGACUCUGGAAUGAAGAUAUUUUCAACUUUAUUUGAGAAUAAUAAGUGUAAACUGGAAAAGCUGAAUUUGAAUAGUGUCAGUAUUGGAGAAGCAGGUUGUGCCGCUCUGGCUUCAGCGUUUAAUUCAAACCCCACAAAGCUGAAAGAGCUGGAUCUGAGUAGGAACCAACUAGGAGACUCUGGAGUGACACAAAUCUCUGCUCUGUUGCAAAAUUCACAAUGCGCUCUGCAGAUACUCAGUCUUUCAGACUGCAGUAUCAGUGAAGAAGGUUAUAAAGCUCUGGCUUCAGCUCUAAAAUUAAACCCUUCACACCUGAUAGAGCUGGAUCUCAGAGGAAAUGAUCCUGGUGAAUCCGGAGUAAAGGAGCUCUUUGACAGUCUACAAAAUCUAAAUCGGGAUCUCCAGUUGAGGUGGGAUGUGGUGUUUUUGAGUUCUGAAGCAGAUAACGUGUGUCAGUUUGUGAAAAGAAUUGUGGGUGAAAACCCGUUACUUCUGAAAGAACUGAAUCUGAAUGAUCGUCAACUACGAGACACAACUGUGGAUAAGCUUGCUGUUCUGCUGCAGGACAAACACUGUAAAAUCAGUACACUGACAUUGUCAGACUGCAGUAUCAGUGAAGAAGGUUAUAAAGCUCUGGCUUUAGCUCUGAGAUCAAACCCUUCACACCUGAUAGAGCUGGAUCUCAGAGGAAAUGAUCCUGGACAAUCAGGAGUGAAGGAGCUCACUAAUUUAUCACAGUACAGAUGUAAAGCAUUGACCAUUAGGUUUUUGAAAAGUUCUGGUGCAGAAGAAGCAUGUGAUCAUCUCACUAAAGUUCUGGGAAUAAGUCCAUUAUUACUGACAGAAUUGGAUCUGAAUGAAGAUAAGUUAAAAGAUCUGGAUGGAGAGAAACUCUCUGCUCUUCUGAUGGACUCUCAUAGCAAAGUGGAGAAAAUGAAGAUGAAUAAUUGUGAGCUGACAGAGAAAAGCUGUUCAGUUCUAGCUACAGUUCUCUCCUCUAAAACCAUCCUGAAAGAGCUGAACCUGAACAACAGUCGUCUGCUGGACUCAGGAGUCAGAGUGAUCUGUGAGGGACUGAAGAAUAUUGUGUGUGAGCUGAAGAUACUCAAGCUGAAUAAGUGUGGUCUAACAGAGGAAAGCUGUUCAGCUCUUGCUUCAGUUCUCAGAUCAGACUCCAGCAGUCUGAAGGAUCUUGACCUGAGCAAUAAUAAUCUGCAGGAUUCAGGAGUGAAGCUGCUCUCUGAUGGACUGAAGGACAGUAAACUGGAGAUACUCAGUCUUUCAGACUGCAGUAUCAGUGAAGAAGGUUAUAAAGCUCUGGCUUCAGCUCUGAGAUCAAACCCUUCACACCUGAUAGAGCUGGAUCUCAGAAGAAAUGAUCCUGGUGAAUCAGGAGUGAAGGAGCUUCUUGAUGUUCAGCAGGAUAAACUAACAAUAAAGUUUUUGAGUCCUGCUGCUGAUGAAGUCUGUCAGUUCGUGACUAGAAUUGUGGGUAAAAACCCAUUACUCCAAAAAGAACUGAAGCUGAGCGAACUUACACUAGACUUUAAUAAAGUCAGUCAGCUUGCUGCUCUAGUGCUUGAUAAACACUGUAAACUGAGCUCAAUUCAACUGAAUAAUAACAGCAUCACAGAAGAAGGUUGUGCUGCUUUGACUUCAGCAUUUAAUUCAAACCCUUCACACCUGAUAGAGCUGGAUCUGAGUGGAAAUAAACUUGCAGAUUCGGGAAUGAAGAAUAUCUGUUGUCUGCUGCAAAAUGUUCAGUGCAGAUUGGAGAAAGUGAAACUUUCACGCUGCAAUAUAACUGCAGAAGGUUAUAAAGCUCUGGCCUCAGCUCUGAAAUCAAACCCUUCACACCAGAUAAAGCUGGAUCUCACUGGAAAUUAUCCUGGACCAUCAGGAUUAUCGUGGUUCUUUAAGUUAUUUGUUGGUGAUAUGGGUAUAUUAAAGAACAUCAGCUUUCUAAGCAGUCCUGAUGCAGUAGAAGCAUAUGAUUACCUUACAGAUGCUUUGGGCACCAAUCCACUACUACUGACAGAACUGGAUCUGAGCAAAGUGGCAAAAGACUACAACUGGGAGAAACUUUCUGCAUUUUUGCUGGACUCUUGUUGCAUAGUGGAGAAAAUAAGGCUAAAUAAUUGUGAGGUGACAAACAAAAUGUGUUCAGUUCUUGCUACUGUUCUCUCCAAAAAUAAACUCCUGAAAGAGAUGGACCUGAACAGGAGCCCUCUGCUGGAUUCAGGUGUCAAAAAGAUCUGUGAUGGACUGAAGAAAUCUACGCUUAAAAUACUGAAUCUUUCAGACUGCAGUAUUAGUGGAGAAGGUUAUAAAGCUCUGGCUUCAGCUCUGAGAUCAAACCCUUCACACCUGAUAGAGCUGGAUCUCAGAGGAAAUGAUCCUGGACAAUCAGGAGUGAAGGAGCUCACUGAUUUAUCACAGUACAAAUGUAAAACAUUGAGCAUCAGGUUUUUUCAAGGUCCUGCUGAAGAAACUUAUCAGUAUUUGAUUCGUGUCUUCAAACAAAAUCCAUUAAUCUCAAAGGAGCUGAAUCUGAAUGCAACCAAACUAGACCUAGAAAAAGUGAAUCAGCUUGCUGUUCUACUGCAGGAUAAACACUUUAGAAUCAACAGACUUCAGCUUAGUAAAUGUGGUCUAACGAAGGAAAGCUGUUCAGUUCUUGCUUCAGUUCUCAGUUCAGACUCCAGCAGUCUGAAGGAACUUGAUCUGAGCAAUAAUAAUCUGCAGGAUUCAGGAGUGAAGCAGCUCUGGAAUGGAUUAAAGAAUAACAACUGCACACUGGAGAAACUUAAUCUUUCAGACUGCAGUAUCAGUGAAGAAGGUUAUAAAGCUCUGGCUUCAGCUCUGAGAUCAAACCCUUCACACCUGAUAGAGCUGGAUCUCAGAGGGAAUUAUCCUGGACAAACGGGAGUGAAGGAGCUCACUGAGUUACUACAGGAUCGAUAUACUAAAUUGAAGACUCUCAGGUUUUUAAGUCCUGAUGCAGAAAAGGCUUGUAAGUAUGUGCCUGGACUUGUUGGUAAAGAUCCAUUUCUCGUGAGAGAGCUGAGUCUGCGUGAUCAAAAACUCGGAGACACAAACAUCAAUUAUCUUGCUGCUCUGCUGCAGGAUAAACACUGUAAACUCAACACAAUUCAGCUGCUUAAUUGCAGUAUUACAGAGGAACAGUGCGUGUUCCUGUCUUCAGCUCUGAAGUCAAACCCGUCACACCUGAGAGAACUGAACCUCAGUGGGAAUAAAAUAAGAAACACAGGAGUGAAUCUCUUAUGUGACAUACUGGAGGAUUCACACUGUAAAUUGGAGAGACUUAGUUUAUGCAGCUGUUCUCUGACAGAUGACUGUUGUUCUGCUGUGACUUCAGCUCUGAAAUCAAACCCAUCACACCUGAGAGAACUGAAUCUCAGUGGGAAUCAAAUAGAAAACACAGGUGUGAAUCUCUUAUGUGAGUUACUGAAGGAUUCACACUGUAAACUGGAGACACUGAGGUUGAGGUGCUGUUCUCUGACAGAUGAAGAUUAUAAAGAUCUGGCUUCUGCUCUGAAAGAAAACCCAUUACACCUGAGAGAACUGGACCUCAGUGAGAAUAAACUAGGAGACUCUGGAAUGGAAAAACUUUCUGAUCUACUGAAGAACCUGCAGCACAAGCUGGAAAAACUACAUCUUUAUAAUUGCAGUAUUACAGAAAAACAGUGUAAGAGCCUGACUUCAGCUCUAAAAUUAAACCCGUCACACCUGAGAGAACUGGACCUCAGUGGGAAUGAAAUAAAAAACAAAGGAGUGAAUCUUUUAUGUGACGUACUGAAGGAUUCACACUGUAAACUGGAGACACUGAGUCUGCAUGACUGUGGCAUCACAGAUGUUUCUUCUUUAACUCAGUGUUUGAUGAACACAAAAGCUCUGCAGUUUCUAAAAGAGCUUGAUCUGAGUAAAAAUAAGCUUGGAGAUUCAAAGAAAGAGCUCAGUGAAAUGAUAAAAGUCUCAGACUGUAAACUGAGACUAGGCAAUGAAGAGGCUUCAAAACACACUGGUUUAUGGAAUUGGUUAACUUCCAGGUUUUAAUCAGGUAGAAUGAAACCGAACCAAGCCAGAGCUCAGGUGAGCCUGUCAUCAGGAAUAAGGGUAAAAAGUGGAGUCUAAUAGAAGAUACUAAAAACAUGUAUUUAAUUCAAAAUAAUUGUUUUUUAUACUUGUUCUCGUUUCUGCUUCUGCAUGUCACAAAUUCAGCUCUAUAUACAACUUUAAAUGUAUUUAAAAGCAGAAUUCAUCCAAUUCCGGAUUAUUGAGUAUGGCUUGAAUUAAAAUUGGGAUAUUUGUUUAAUGCUCUAAUAACAUUUCUUCUAUAUAAAAAAAAUGUAAUUUACAGCUUUUAAAUAAAUAAAAUUUACAUUUUACA